Brugia malayi is the source of this 96-nucleotide messenger RNA. RefSeq lists its product as uncharacterized. The record is from RefSeq and is a predicted model, not a curated record. The coding region runs from base 1 to 96 and encodes 31 amino acids. The transcript has 2 exons. Lineage: Eukaryota; Metazoa; Nematoda; Chromadorea; Rhabditida; Onchocercidae.
AUGGAGAGGAAUUUCAAAAAAGACGAAAACUUUCAUUUAGCCAAGCCAUGCCGAGCCGAGUCGAUUGCUAAUUUCUAUUGGUACUGUAACAGAUAG